This is a messenger RNA of Glycine soja, 1720 nucleotides long. Its product is annotated as fatty alcohol:caffeoyl-CoA acyltransferase-like. Bases 286 to 1632 code for a protein of 448 amino acids. The transcript is spliced from 2 exons. Gene Ontology annotation, molecular function: acyltransferase activity, transferring groups other than amino-acyl groups. The record is from RefSeq and is a predicted model, not a curated record. NCBI's taxonomy places the organism in Eukaryota, Viridiplantae, Streptophyta, Magnoliopsida, Fabales, Fabaceae.
UUCCCUCACACUUGUGUACCACUCUUCUUACCUCCCCACACCUUAAUUUCUCUGCUUCUUUUCUCUUUCUUUUAUUUGCUUCAAUAUAUUACUAUCAAUGUCAUCAUUAUUUAUUCAUUUUAAAAUUCAGGUAUGACAGGUCCAGAAUGAGAGACUAAUCUCUUAAGAUAUAUUUAAAGGUGUGACAUCUCCAAACGGAUGGUAUUUAUAUCAUCAUUCUUAUUGCAAAUUAAACUUGCAUAUCAUCAAUUGAAAUCCCACAAUUUUUUUUUUUAUAUAAAAUAAAUGUCAAAAUCUAUGGAGCUCCCAGAUUGUGUAUAUCCUAGGCCACCAUUUACCAUUAUCCCCCCAUGUGCUCCAACACCAAAGCAUUCUCUCUAUCUAUCUAAUCUUGAUGACCAAAAAUUCCUCAGAUUCUCCAUUAAGUAUGUGUACCUCUUCAAGAAAUCUGUGAGCUUGGAUUUGUUGAAAUCUUCUCUGUCAAGAGUUUUGGUGGAUUACUACCCUUUAGCUGGGAGGUUGAUCAGGAGCAGCAUUUGUGAUUGUGAGGAUGAUCACAAGCUUGAGGUGGAUUGCAAAGGAGAAGGUGCUGUGUUUGCUGAGGCUUUCAUGGAUGCCACUGCUGAAGAAUUGCUUGAAUCUUGCAAGGUCCCAAACGAUUCAUGGAGGAAGCUCUUGUACAAGGUGGAAGCUCAGAGCUUCUUAGAUGUUCCUCCUCUUGUAAUCCAGGUGACAAGUCUCCGAUGUGGAGGAAUGAUCUUGUGCACGGCGAUCAAUCACAGCCUAUGCGACGGCAUUGGCUCGUCACAGUUUCUACACGCUUGGGCCCAUCUCACCAGAGAGCCCAACACCGAAUUGACAAUAUUACCCUUCCAUGGGCGACAUGUGUUAAAACCUCGUAACACUUCCCAGGUGCACUUCACGCACCCGCAAUACACCAGAACACACCCCUCCUCUCACGUGGACCUGCACAAGCUAAUGAUGCAGUCACAGUCGCUGGUUGCCACGUCAUUCACCUUCGGACCCUCCGAAGUGCAUUUCUUGAAGAAACAGUGUGUUCUAUCACUAAAGUGCAUCACCACCUUUGAAACCGUAGCAGCGCACACGUGGCGCGCGUGGGUUAAAUCACUAAACCUCUGCCCCAUGCAAACUGUUAAGCUUCUUUUUUCUGCCAACAUUAGAAAAAAGGUUAACCUCCCCGAGGGGUAUUAUGGGAACGGGUUCGUUCUUGCAUGUGCCGAGAGCACGGUGAAAGAUUUAGUAGUGGUUAAUAACAACAUUAGUCACGGAUUGAAAGUGGUGCAACAUGCUAAGGCUAAUUUGGACAAUGAAGGGUACAUAAGGUCGAUGGUUGAUUUGUUGGAGGACAAAACAGUGCGUGUUGAUCUUUCUACGAGUUUGGUUAUAUCGCAAUGGUCAAGGCUAGGGUUGGAGGAUGUGGAUUUUGGAGAAGGGAAACCAUUGCAUAUGGGUCCUUUAACAAGCUCUAUUUAUUGCUUGCUUUUACCGGUUGUUGGAGAUGCUAAUUCGGUGAGAGUACUUGUCUCGAUGCCGGAGAAUGUUGUGGAAACUUUUCGUUAUCACAUGGUGGUCAAAGAUGAAAAUGCCUAUCAUGAUCACAACAUGGAUUAAUCUGAAUUAUGUAUUAAGUUGAAUUUAACUAUAUGUACGUGUAAAUUAGAUUAUGAGAAUUGUAUAAUACUCUCUCCCCCUUGGAUUA